Messenger RNA from Plasmodium inui San Antonio 1, 2304 nucleotides. RefSeq lists its product as hypothetical. The record is from RefSeq and is a predicted model, not a curated record. The transcript has 3 exons. NCBI's taxonomy places the organism in Eukaryota, Apicomplexa, Aconoidasida, Haemosporida, Plasmodiidae. Bases 1 to 2304 code for a protein of 767 amino acids.
AUGUUGUGGGAGAACGAGUCGGAUGGAAGCAAAGAAAACGACUAUGAUUCGGGGUGCAAAAAAGGUGAAGAUAUUAAAAAAAUCGAAACGAAAGAGUUCACAUCGAGCAAAGAAAAGUCAGAUAAAAAGAAGAAAAAAAAAUGUAGCAAAUAUAUAAGAGAUGGCUAUGGAAUUUUAAUAACGUUAAGGAGAAACACCUUUGGUCAGGACGUAAUUGUGAACAAAUUCAUUGGUAACUGGAAAAAUAAUAAAAAAAGCGGAUUGGGAUUUAAUUUAUAUCUGAAUAGGAAUGUCUAUUAUGGGUAUUAUGAGAAUAAUGCAAGAAAUGGAUGGGGCCAUUUCGAAUGGAGAGCCAAUCAGUCAAGUUAUGAAGGGAAUUGGGUCAACAACCAGAUGAAUGGCAAAGGGACAUAUAAAAGUAAAGCUUUUUUGUUCGAUGGAGACUUUUAUAGUAAUAAAUUUCUUAACUCGUCUGGGGAAUGGAUAGAUGUGCUAGCCAUGGAAGAGGAAGAAAAAAACGUCAGCCUUCUCAAAACAUAUGUAAUUAGUGGUCAUGAGAUGAUCGAUUUAGUUUGCCUCCCUUUUGAUUUCUUAAAAGGUCAUUUAGAAAAAAUUGCAGACCUUAUUAAGUACAAAUAUAACAAGGUUCCUUUUUUCAUGUGUUCCAAGGGUUUUAUCGAGAAGCACAGAAAUUUUAACUUGUCUAAGUUUAUAUUCUUAAGUUAUUAUUUUGGUCCUGACGAGCCAUUUUGCGAGGAGAGCAGUUAUUAUGAGCUUCUCUUCGACGGGGUACAAAAUGAGGAGGGAAAAAGAAGCGAAGGGGGGAAUUCAAAAGUAGGUCGGGAUGAUCCUAAUUUGAAGUCAUUCCGGAGUGGCACCCCUUCAGAUGCUGGUGAAGUGGAAGGUGGCAACAGUUCGCGGGAGUCUAGUUGUUCCAGUGGUUCUGAACGGUCGAAUGCGUCGCCCAGCUGUCGUGCGACUAGUUCUUCCGAGUUGUCAAGCGGGGAGAAGGAGAGGAGCGAAGGAAGUGGUAAAGGUGGAAUGCCCCCCUCCAACUCUUCGAAUUGGUCAAAGGGGCGGGCUCAUUCCAACUUCUCCCACGCAUCUGCCUCUUCGCAUGCCUCGAAGUCUUCACACUCCUCGCACCUCUCCAGCCUGUCCGCCAUCACCAACAGCAAGGACAGUUGCAAGUCGACGGGCGAGCCCCAUGACGAUUUAUAUCACUCAAAAACGCACUCCCUGAAUAAGGCCGACAUAAUCAGAAAUGAAAGCAAAGACAGUAUCCAUAGUGACCUGAAGGAGUACAUAAAGAACGCGAAUAAAUCGAAUGACUUUAAGGAGGAAAGCUUAGCCGAAGCGCCAUCCAAGUUUAGUAACAGCUUCCAAAAUGGAAUGAACUUCAACCCGGGCAAAUGCACUGAAGAUACCUGUUACGAGAUGGAAGAAAGGAAAAAGAACGAAAUGUACCAACUGAUGAAGAAAUACGUGCAUAUUUAUGCCAAUUCGGAAGACACUUCCAGUGAGUAUUCGAUAAGGUCCAAUGAAACGGAAAGCGCCGAUGAAGAGGCAGGCUUCAUCAAGGUGGAAAGUAAGGAAGAUUUUGAUCGAAAGAAGCGUCGUGGGAACGAACAAUCAGGAGGAACUAAACAGAUGGAUGGUAUAGAGACAGUGGAAAGAAAUGCCAAACAAAAAGUGAAUAACGCCUCGUCAGGAGAGGGUAAUACAAGUGGGCCGAAUCCCUCGGAAAGUAGUCCCCCCCUGCAUAUGCAGAAAAAAAAAAUCGAGAAGGAAUUAUCCAAGAUAAAAAUAGACACUCAGUUUUUGGGAAAACUAAAAAACUGCAAUCUGACAUGUAUACACAAGAUAAAGCAAAAAAUGGAAACGUCGAUGAUGCUGAAGUAUCCAUUCAUUUUUAGCUUAAGUAUGAGUGAAGACAAGAAUAAGUAUGAAACUAUAACUAAGGAAUUCCUUUUAGAGAGUUGCACAAUCCCUACCUCGUGGUUAUUAAAGAAUUAUUUUGGAGCCACAGAGAAUAAACUAUCCGAAAAAAUAUUUUCCCCUCCCUUUUUCGAUUUUUACAAUUCAAAUAUGAACAUAACUAUGCACCCGCAUUUUCAGAGUCCGGAAAAUAACGACGACGUGGACAUUUUUAAUGGUGGCGAAAUUUCGCCGUUGAAUCUUUUCCUCAUCACAGAUUUGUUAAUAGGGGACACGAAAGAUAUCAAACAUUUAAAAGGUUUAGUGAGGGACAAAUUUAUCAAUUUUUCGUUUUUGAGUAACUUAUUUUUUGUCAUCCUCGAGUAG